AUGGCUGAGAAAAAUAACAAGAAAUAAUUCUAAAUUAUAAUUGGCUUAGUAGGAAAGAUCUGCUCUGGAAAAACAACCUUUUGUGAAUUGAUUACUAAGAGAGGUCUUAGAUGCAUAAAAGGAGAUGAUAUUCCCUUGGAGAACCUAAUCUAACUUAUUGUUAAACUUAGAAAAUAAGGAGCAACAUAAUAGGAAUUGAAAUAAAUUUUAAUGGAAGAAAUAAAUACCAUUAAAGCAAAUCUUAAAAAUUAAUAUGAAAAAAGAUGCAAAAAACUGUUAGAAGAAUGGACAUUACCUACAAUAAUUAGUAGAAUUUACACGAAUAAUGAAGUUUAAUUUUUAUCAAAAAGAAAUUUCUUCCAUAAAAUAUACUUGGACUGUCCUUUACUAACACGCUUUGAAAACUUCAAAAAUAAAUAUAACAAAUAUUCAGGUGAUAUAGACCUAAAUAUGUUUUGCCUUUUAGAUGAUUGCGUUAAUUAUGGGUUGAAUAUUUAAGGUAUCAUUCAAGAAUUUAAAGUAACAGUAAGUAAUGAAGGAAGUGUAGAUGAUUUAGAUAAUUACAUUUCAAAAAAUGAAAAAAAAAUACUGAGAGAAUAUAAGCCAAGCUGGGAUGAAUAUUUCAUGAGGUUAGCAGUAGAGGUAAAAAAAAGAAGCAACUGCAAUAAAAGAAGUGUAGGAGCUAUUUUGAUUUCUAAAGAAAAAAGAAUUCUUUCAACAGGAUAUAAUGGAACUCCAUUAAGGAUGAAGGAUUGCUUUUACGGAGGCUGUGAAAGAUGUAAUCAAAAUACUGCAUAAGGUUAAGGUUUAGACUAAUGCUGGUGCAUCCAUGCUGAAGAGAACUGCUUAUUAGACAUUGGUGUAAGAGAGAGCAAGUAAUUUGAACCAACUAUGUAUACAACCCUCUUCCCUUGUAGAAUGUGUGCAAAAGUUAUAAUUUAAAGUGGAGUAACUAGAAUAGUUUACAUGGAAGAUUUUGAUAGUAAUAAAAGUAAAGAUAUUAUUGAUGAAUACAACAAUUAGAAUCCAAGUCAUAUGUUGAUUCUUUAAAAAUUAUCUUUAGAUGAUUAUGUUUACUGA
Tetrahymena thermophila SB210 is the source of this 1080-nucleotide messenger RNA. RefSeq names its product cytidine and deoxycytidylate deaminase zinc-binding region protein. Gene Ontology annotation, molecular function: catalytic activity. Lineage: Eukaryota; Ciliophora; Oligohymenophorea; Hymenostomatida; Tetrahymenidae. The transcript has 6 exons. The record is from RefSeq and is a predicted model, not a curated record.